UCUUCUUCGUUCUCCUCUUCCUCCUGCUUCCUCUUCCCCCUCGGCACCGCCCGGCGCGCCUGCGGGCAGGGGAAGGGGCACGGCAGAGCCCGCCCCCGUGGAGGGCAGUAGCAUGUUCCGGCUGAUGAGGGACGGGGAGCCGGAGGACCCCAUGUUCGCUAUGGACCCUUUUGCUAUCCACCGGCAGCACAUGAACCGCAUGCUUUCUGGAAGUUUUGGAUUUGGCCCACUGCUUGGUAUCACUGAUGGGACCACGCCAGGGGCUCGUCAGGCUGGCCGCAGGAUGCAGGCAGGAGCUGUUUCACCCUUUGGGAUGCUGGGCAUGGCAGGUGGCUUUAUAGACAUGUUUGGCAUGAUGAACGACAUGAUUGGGAACAUGGAACAUAUGACAAGUGGUGCAAACUGCCAGACAUUUACCUCUUCAACUGUCAUCUCCUAUUCCAACCUGGGUGAUGGGCCCAAAGUAUAUCAGGAGACCUCAGAGAUGCGUUCGGCACCUGGCGGGAUUCGUGAGACUAGGCGGACCGUAAGGGACUCAGACAGUGGCUUGGAACAAAUGUCUAUUGGGCACCACAUCAGGGACAGAGCGCACAUCAUGCAGCGAUCCCGGAACCAUCGUACAGGUGACCAGGAAGAGAGGCAGGACUACAUCAAUAUGGAUGAAAGUGAUGCAGCCGCUUUUGAUGAUGAGUGGAGGCGAGAGACAUCCCGCUUCCGGCCGCAGCGAGGACUGGAAUACCGGCGUCACGACGGCAGCGGCAGCCGCCGGGCUGAAGGGACUCGUCUUGCGAUCCAGGGCCCGGAGGAUUCUCCCUCCAGACAGUCCCGCCGAUAUGACUGGUGAAUGCAGAGCAGACCUUGUUGGGGGUGCAACAUGGUCACCCCCAAGUCUACCUACACGUUCUUGUAAGUCCUAACACGGCUCUUUUUUCAUUCUCCAUUGCCUGGUUGCCUCUUAACCAUAUGGAUUUUCUUUUCAUUACCCCAGUCUUGCAUUAUUUUGGUUGGAAGAAUGUUUUCUCGCUUAAUGUAAAGAGCAGAGGAAGAUGAAAGUCUUGAGAAAAUACUGAAUGGAAAGGUUCAACAAGGUUAGCCUUGUCACCAAGAAAAAUAUGUGAUGUCAGCCUUAGGUGAUGGUUGAAAUGGUAUGAGGUGAUGCAGGAUCACAAUCUAUAGAGUGUUUACAUUAUCAUUAUGUAGAACUUAGAGACUUUUUACUGCCAGUCCAGUUUGAAAUUAAAACAAGUGCUGCUUUCUGGCCUGUGCUUUGAGGGUUCACUUGGAUAUGGUCCUGAACUUGAAACUUGGGGUUUCUUUUUAUUAUUAUAAAUGUUAAAUCUUAUCUGUCUUUGCUGCUUUCUAAUCACAUUUUGCUCUUUUUAUGUUCUCUCUUUGUUUCCCUUCCUUCCAGGUACAGACAGUGAAAUUCUAAAGCCCCUUCAAAGCACCACUUGGACCCUUCUCAAAUUUAGUAUUAACCUCCCUGCCACUUAAGAAUUGAAAUAAAGCAACUAAUCUUCUGCAUUGCCUUUUUUUUUUUUUUUCCUGCCCCAUUUGGGUGCUGCAGUGGUUCAUGGAGCAUCUCACCAGUGUGCAAGGAACACAUUAAUCGACCAUUCCCUUUCUGUCCUCCUUUGGUUCUGUUCUUUCUGCCAGUAGUGGUGGGCACGAGGAGCUGCCACCUUGCUGCUUCUGUCCUUUCCACUCUUUCUGUGGUGGGUUGGGCUGGUUAUGAAGUUUGUGUUUAGUCCCCUGUGAAAGAAAGACAAGGGAAUCCUGCUAGGCCCCCCUGUGUUAGUCCCCUCACAGGGACAAAGGCUUCUAUUCCCCUCUUGAAUUCUUGGUACAGCUACAGAGUAGCUGAAGGAUGCGUGUUGGAGAGGUGAUGAGCAGAACAAAAGCUGGAUAGCUUGUGCCCUCCCCUCCUCUACAUCUCUUCAGUUGGCUCCUCCACUUUUUUAAUUUGUGAAACUUGUAACUAGAUGUUUACUGAAUAAAGAAACAAACUGUAAA
Lagopus leucura (white-tailed ptarmigan) is the source of this 2013-nucleotide messenger RNA. RefSeq names its product myeloid leukemia factor 2 (gene MLF2). Gene Ontology annotation, biological process: regulation of DNA-templated transcription. Gene Ontology annotation, cellular component: nucleus; cytoplasm. The coding region runs from base 113 to 844 and encodes 243 amino acids. Lineage: Eukaryota; Metazoa; Chordata; Aves; Galliformes; Phasianidae. The record is from RefSeq and is a predicted model, not a curated record. The transcript is spliced from 8 exons.